Acanthisitta chloris (rifleman) is the source of this 4857-nucleotide messenger RNA. RefSeq names its product phosphatidylinositol-3,4,5-trisphosphate-dependent Rac exchange factor 2 (gene PREX2). Bases 1 to 4857 code for a protein of 1618 amino acids. The transcript is spliced from 41 exons. The record is from RefSeq and is a predicted model, not a curated record. Gene Ontology annotation, molecular function: guanyl-nucleotide exchange factor activity; protein binding. Gene Ontology annotation, biological process: intracellular signal transduction. Lineage: Eukaryota; Metazoa; Chordata; Aves; Passeriformes; Acanthisittidae.
AUGUCUGACUUCCCUUCUGGCUUUGGGGAACUGGACUUCGGCUAUAAAUCUCUUGCUUUCAUCUGCUAUGGAGCUGAAAGGAAGGAAGGGAUCAAAAGUGAAAGUGCAGUCAUAGAUCAGGCUUUUCUUCACCGAAUGAUCCAAUGUGCUACAGCCAAAGUGGAUAAAAAUGUCACAGAAGAGACAGUUAAGAUGUUGUUUUCAAAUAUUGAAGAUAUUCUUGCAGUUCACAAAAACUUCCUGUCCCUGGUGGAGGAGUGUUUACAGCCAGAACCUAAUGCACAGCAUGAAGUUGGAACCUGCUUUCUGAAUUAUAAAGAGAAAUUCCGUAUCUAUGAUGAAUACUGUAGUAACCACGAGAAGGCACAGAAAGUUCUGCUUGACCUAAACAAAAUAAGAACAGUGCGGACAUUUCUUUUGAACUGCAUGCUCCUUGGAGGACGCAAGAACACAGAUGUACCAUUGGAAGGAUAUCUAGUAACACCAAUACAGAGGAUAUGCAAGUAUCCCCUUCUUCUAAAGGAGCUACUGAAGCGGACUCCAAGGAAGCACAGUGACUAUGCAGCCCUAAUGGAAGCCCUCCAGGCCAUGAAAGCUGUCUGUUCCAACAUAAAUGAAGCCAAGAGACAAAUGGAAAAAUUAGAGUUUUUGGAAGAAUGGCAGUCUCAUGUUGAAGGAUGGGAGGGGUCCAACAUCACAGACACGUGCACAGAAAUGCUGCGAAGUGGACUACUACUGAAAAUUUCAGCUGGAAAUAUCCAAGAGAGGAUAUUUUUUCUUUUUGAUAACCUUUUGGUCUACUGCAAAAAAAAGCACAGGCGACUGAAGAACAGCAAAGCAUCUACAGAUGGCCACCGUUACCUUUUUCGAGGCAGAAUAAACACAGAAGUGAUGGAAGUAGAGAAUGUAGAUGAUGGAACAGCUGACUACCACAGCAGUGGACACACUGUUAUUAAUGGCUGGAAGAUCCACAAUACGGCAAAGAAUAAAUGGUUUGUAUGCAUGGCAAAAACCCCUGAAGAGAAGCAAGAAUGGCUGGAAGCUAUUUUGAAAGAGCGAGAGAGAAGAAAAGGUUUAAAAUUGGGCAUGGAACAGGACACUUGGGUGAUGAUUUCAGAGCAAGGAGAAAGACUGUACAAAAUGAUGUGCAAACAAGGGAAUCUCAUCAAAGACAGGAAGAGGAAAUUGACAACUUUCCCCAAAUGCUUUCUUGGAAGUGAAUUUGUGUCCUGGCUGUUAGAAAUUGGAGAGAUACACAAAUCUGAAGAAGGUGUUAAUCUUGGCCAAGCUUUAUUAGAGAAUGGCAUUAUCCAUCAUGUUACAGAUAAACACCAAUUCAAACCUGAACAUAUGCUGUACAGAUUCCGAUAUGAUGAUGGAACAUACUACCCCAGAAAUGAGAUGCAGGAUGUGAUCUCAAAGGGUGUACGACUGUACUGUCGCCUUCACAGUCUGUUUACCCCAGUAAUUAGGGAUAAAGAUUAUCAUUUGAGAACCUACAAAUCUGUGGUUAUGGCUAACAAAUUCAUAGAUUGGUUGAUUGCACAGGGAGAUUGCCGGACGAGGGAGGAAGCUAUGAUAUUUGGUGUAGCUCUUUGUGAUAAUGGGUUUAUGCACCAUGUGUUAGAGAAAAGUGAAUUUAAAGAUGAACCACUGCUGUUCCGUUUUUAUGCGGAUGAAGAAAUGGAAGGAUCAAAUAUGAAGCACAGACUCAUGAAACAUGACCUGAAAGUAGUGGAAAAUGUCAUAGCCAAGUCGUUACUGAUUAAAUCUAAUGAAGGCACCUAUGGUUUCGGUUUAGAAGAUAAAAAUAAGGUGCCAAUUAUUAAAGUGGUGGAGAAAGGAUCAAAUGCUGAGAUGGCAGGCUUGGAAGUUGGGAAGAAAAUCUUUGCCAUUAACGGUGACCUGGUUUUUCUGCGACCCUUCAGUGAAGUGGAUUGCUUCCUGAAAGCCUGUUUAAACAGCAGACAGCCCCUGCGGGUUCUGAUGAGCACUAAACCACGGGAGACGGUGAAGAUUCCUGACUCUGCAGAUGGACUUGGAUUCCAAAUUCGGGGCUUUGGCCCGUCAGUUGUCCAUGCUGUUGGGAGAGGAACAGUGGCAGCUGUGGCAGGUCUCCAUCCUGGCCAGUGCAUAAUCAAAGUGAAUGGAAUCAAUGUCAGCAAAGAGACUCAUGCAAGUGUUAUUGCUCAUGUCACAGCAUGCAGGAAGUACAGGCGGCCGAUGCAGCAAGAUUCUAUACAGUGGAUUUACAACAGCAUUGAAAGCGCACAGGAAGAUCUUCAGAAAACAAACACCAAGCCCUCUGGAGAUGAUGGAGGGGAUGCCUUUGACUGCAAAGUGGAAGAGGUAAUUGACAAAUUUAACACUAUGGCAAUAAUUGAUGGGAAGAAAGAUCAUGUGAGUCUGACUGUUGACAAUGUUCAUCUGGAGUAUGGAGUGGUUUAUGAGUAUGACAGCACAGCUGGAAUAAAGUGCCAUGUCUUAGAAAAAAUGAUUGAACCAAAGGGAUUUUUCAGCUUGACUGCAAAGAUUCUUGAAGCACUGGCAAAAAGCGAUGAACAUUUUGUGCAGAACUGCAACAGCCUCAGUUCCUUAAAUGAAGUGAUUCCCAUUGAGCUUCAAAGUAAAUUCAGUGUCAUUUGCAGUGAGAAAAUUGAGCAUAUCUACCGAAGAAUCUCUAGUUAUAAAAAGUUUUCAAGAGUAUUAAAAAACAGAGCUUGGCCGACCUUCAAACAAGCUAAGUCAAAGAUUUCACCACUUCACAGCAGUGAUUUCUGUCCAACGAAUUGCCAUAUUAAUGUGAUGGAAGUCUCUUACCCUAAAACCUCAACUUCCCUUGGUAGUGCCUUUGGUGUACAGUUGGACAGCAGGAAACAUUCUUCCCAUGAAAAGGAAAAUAAAAAUACUGAUCAAGGCAAACUGAAUCCCAUGAUUUAUGUCCAACAUACCAUCACUACUAUGGCUGCCCCUUCAGGACAGUCUCUUGGCCAGCAAGAGGGCCAUGGUCUGAGGUACCUUUUAAAAGAAGAAGAUUUAGAAACACAGGAUGUCUAUCAGAAAUUGCUGUUCAAAUUACAGGCUGCACUGAAAGAGGUGGAAACAUGUGUCUGUCAAAUAGAUGACCUUCUUUCUUCAAUAACAUAUUCUCCCAAAUCUGAACGUAAAACGCCUGAGCCUUUAAUACCAGCAGACAGUGAUAAUGAAAAGGGGGAAAGGAAUGGAAAGAAAGUCUGUUUCAGUGUGACAGGUGAUGAACAAGAAGAUUCUGGUCAUGAUACCAUCAGUAACAGAGAUUCUUACAGUGAUUGCAACAGCAAUAGGAACUCCAUUGCCUCUUUCACCAGCAUUUGUAGCAGUCAGUGCAGUUCUUAUUUUCACAGUGAUGAAAUGGAUUCAGGUGAUGAGCUUCCCAUAAGUGUUCGAAUGUCCCAUGAUAAACAGGACAAGCUCCAUAGCUGCUUGGAGCAUCUCUUUGGUCAAGUUGAUUCAAUUGUCAAUCUUCUGAAAGGACCAGCUGUGAUGAGGGCCUUUGAGCAGACAAAAUACUUUACACCAGGUCGAGGCCUCCAAGUUGUUUGCUAUUUCAGGACCAAGAUAAUGGGGAUGAACCUAGAGCAGGUUCACACAACAAAAUGUGGUGAAAUGGAACCGAAGCUUAACUGUCCAAGAAGGCUACGGCUCCACAUCAAGCAAGACCCUUGGAACCUCCCCAGCAGCGUCCGGAGUCUUGCCCAGAAUAUCAGAAAAUUUGUUGAAGAGGUGAAGGCACGAAUACUCUUGGCACUUCUUGAGUAUACAGAUAGCGAGAUACAGCUGAGGCGAGACAUGGUCUUCUGUCAGAGCCUAGUGGCCACAGUCUGCGCAUUUUCAGAGCAGCUAAUGGUGGCCUUAAAUCAGAUGUUUGACAACAACAAAGAAUAUGAAAUGGAGACCGUGGAGGCCAGCAGAAGGUGGUUGGAACAGAUAGCCAGUGCUGGUCUUCUCCUUCAUUUCCAGUCUCUGCUCUCACCAAACCUGGCUGAUGAGCAAGCCAUGCUAGAAGAUACAUUGGUUGCAUUGUUUGACUUGGAAAAAGUUACUUUUUACUUCAGACAAUCAGAGCCAGAACCACUAGUUGCGAAUGUACCGAUCACAUACCAAGCAGAAGGAAGCCGGCAAACACUGAAGGUUUACUUCUACCUUGAUGCUUACCAUUUUGAACAGCUUCCUCAAAGGCUGAAGAAUGGAGGGGGAUUUAAAAUCCACCCAGUACUUUUUUCACAAGCAUUGGAGAGCAUGGAAGGAUACUAUUACAGAGACAGUGUCUCAGUGGAAGAAUUUCAAGCUCAGAUUAAUGCAGCCUCACUAGAAAAAGUCAAGCAGUAUAACCAGAAACUACGGGCAUUCUACCUGGAUAAGUCAAACUUGCCUCCAAAUUCAACAUCUAAAGCGGCUUAUAUAGAUAAGCUGAUGAGGCCUCUCAAUUGCUUGGAUGAACUUUACCGACUCAUAGGGUCCUUUAUCCGAUCCAAGCGCACUGCGGCCUGUGCCUACACUGCGUGCAGUGCUUCUGGAGUUGGAUUGCUUUCUGUGGCAUCUGAACUCUGUAGCAGGCUUGGAGCUUGUCACAUCAUUAUGUGCAACAGUGGAGUUCACCGCUGCACGCUGAGUGUUACCCUGGAGCAGGCAAUCAUUCUGGCUCGGAGCCAUGGACUACCUCCUCGCUAUAUCAUGCAAGCUACAGACGUCAUGCGCAAACAGGGUGCAAGAGUACAAAACACAGCCAAGAAUUUAGGAGUUAGGGAUCGAACACCACAGUCUGUGCCAAGAUUAUACAAGCUAUGCCAGCCACCACCACCUGUUGGAGAAGAAUGA